Tigriopus californicus is the source of this 922-nucleotide messenger RNA. RefSeq lists its product as uncharacterized. The record is from RefSeq and is a predicted model, not a curated record. Bases 52 to 807 code for a protein of 251 amino acids. Lineage: Eukaryota; Metazoa; Arthropoda; Copepoda; Harpacticoida; Harpacticidae. The transcript has 3 exons.
UGCUUCGAAACACCCAAUGGAAAUGUAAGAUGCGUUCCUGGAACAGGAGUCAUGUCUACCAAAGCAUUUGGAGGCUCAGAACACGGUCAAAUGGCCCCAUCAUGUCCACGAGGAUAUACUUACGUCGGAAAAGUGUGUAAGAGGAUGUUUGAGCCCUUAAAACCACAUUCGUAUCAAUCGGCCCAAACUUAUUGUGACUCAGACCAGAUUUACGUUCCAACUAACCAAGAUCAAAAUCGUGUCUUCAGAGCAGUCAUGAGACACCUCAGCGAGCUUAAGAAAAUCGAAGGAAUAUGGAUUGGAGUAAAGAAAACCCCCGAAGGAGAAUGGUUGACCGAUAGAGAUAGGACAGUGAAUGCCAAGAACUCCGAUUGGGCUCCGGGUUACCCAAAACCCGAUUUCAGUGGCGACUGUGUCAUUGCUUCUUCGGCUCACGGGUUCAAGUGGAUUAACACCCACUGCUCUGACCUCCAAUCGACUUUAUGUGCCUUAACCAGACCUCAAUGCCCAACCGGGUACGAGUGGUUGCCGCAAAUCCCAGAUUCAUGUUUUAGGAUCAGUUCUACAAGUAGUUACAAAUUGGACUCAGGUUUCUAUUACAGUUCCAUUCAAAUGGCGGAAGAUCUGUGCCAAAUGGAGCACACACGGCUUUUCGCAGUAGGUACAUUGGACCAAGCAAACGCGUUGAGAAAUUGGGCUGAGGUCUCGUUGCCAAGCCACCAGGUAGGCACUCCUAUUGCAUCAGUGUUUGAAAAUGUAAAAAUUGUAUGCAUAUUUAUAGAGCAUAUUCUGGUCCGGGAUGCAUGAAGUGGAAAUUGGAACCUACAUCUUUGCCAAUCAGUAAGAAUUGAUGUGUUCCACUACAUCCUUUUUCGGAGAUUUGAAACAUCUCUUCUUUUUUUCUCUAGAUUUGAACCAUCCC